AUGGCGACGAUGGUUCGCCCGUUGCGACGCGUGUCGCCGUUCGCACGGCACUUUCGCGACGUCACGCGCACGUACGUCUCAUGGCGUGUUGACAACGGCUUGAGGAAGUUCCAGAAGGGUGCCGGACUGUUGGCCACCGUUUCCGUCACGUUCCUCUUGGCGCAGCAGUGUUUACGACCGAAGGUGGUGCACGCCUCGAAACCUCGCAAGAGGGAGGAUGAUUUGCAUAAAGCGGUGAAGCUGACGACAAGGGAGAGGAGGUUCAUAAAGUUUGCAUCAGUGGCUUACGAUGGCCAGCUCUACAUGACCCCGCAGGACUUUCUCGACAGCGUUAUUGAUUCCGAACCACGGCCGAGACUCAAGAGGCGCGUGCUGUCCGAUCUGGAGCUUGAAGUGAUGCGGAAUUCUAAUCCUUCGCUACGCCAUGGGAGCACGCACAUGUUCCGAAAUUUACGAGAUAAAGGAAUAAUUUCCUACACGGAGUACUUGUUUUUACUGUCUACCCUAACAAAGCCGAAAACUGGUUUCCAAAUCGCCUUCAAUAUGUUCGACACCGACGGGAACGAGCGAGUCGACAAAACCGAGUUUCUUGUGAUUCGUCGAUUACUCGGCGGCAGCCUGAAGGAACGGGAUCUCGACGAACCGACGAAACGUGCAUUACGUUCCAUAAUUGCUCCGAGCGAAGACGUUCUAGACAAGCCGAAACUUCACGAAGGUCGUCCAAUUAAAACAGACGAAAUCAUCUCUAAUUCUUACAUGGAGAAAGUGUUUAGUCACGCAUGGAGAGGCCGUCAUGGAUGUGAGACUAAAGAAGAAUUGGAACAACUGCAGGAGCGUCAGAGAACACCAGAAGAAAUUCAGGGCCAAUUCAUCGACGAUGAUCAGGGCUUGCAACGACGUCAUGCUGUGGACACAAGCUUGAUGAUACAUUUCUUCGGUAAAGACGGUACUAACGAAUUGAAAUAUGAAGAUUUCAAACGCUUCAUGGAGAACUUACAGCACGAAGUAUUGGAGUUAGAAUUUCACGAAUUCAGUAAAGGACACGACACGAUCAACGAAUUGGAUUUCGCUAAAAUUUUACUGAGAUACACGUACCUCGAACCUGACGAGUAUGAUAAAUACUUAGACAGGAUGAUGGACCGAGCGGAAUUGAAUAUUGGUAUCACAUUCGAGGAAUUCCGUCGCUUCUAUCAAUUUCUGAAUAAUUUGGAUGAUUUCUCUAUAGCGAUGCGAAUGUAUACAUUGGCCGACCAUCCCAUAUCCAAAGAUGAGUUUCAACGAGCUGUGAAAAUAUGUACGGGAAUGGUGCUCUCGACACAUAUAAUUGAUACGGUUUUUGCACUGUUCGAUGAAGAUGGGGAUGGCCAACUCUCUUACAAGGAAUUCAUUGCAAUCAUGAAGGAUAGAUUGCAUAGAGGCUUCAAGUCUCAACAACGCAAUGAAGGUUGGGAAGCAUUUAAAUUCUGCGUGAAACAAGAGAUGAAGGCACCUUGAAGGAACAAUUACCACGUGACAAAACACAAAAAUGUAGAAGAUAUUCGACGUACUUAAUAAGUACUUACAUAGAUCCUACAACUCCAACAAUUGUGAUAACAUCGAUGAUCGCUCAACCAUAUUAUAGUUUUCUGUUUUUGAACUUGUAUUUAUUUAUUCUAACGUGUUAAGGCAUGUGCGAGUACUUUUCAUCUAAUAUAUAUAAUCAAAUAUAUAAAGAUAAAGCAUACAAUGCAAUUCAUGCAAACAAUCACAUUGUACGUGAAGCUGUUAAUAAGCCAGUGAUUGCAAAGCGAAAGCACAUUUGCAUUCUAAUACAAACUAGAAGAUAUAUCUUAGAUAGAAAUUAUCUUCUGUUAUUUUUUCAAUGCUACAAGGUUUGAACGUUAAAUAAUUUAUUAUUCUCACAUGGUUAUUCAUGAGUUACUUGUACAGAGCUUGUUUUGAUUAAAUAUUUUUCCUUUGAUUAUUCGUCUCGCACAACAAACUAUUUACCGUACAGAAUAAUUCGAAAUUCGCAUAUUUUUAUUAUUUUUUAAAUAUUAGAUUUAAGGUUACACAAAGAUCAUUAUCUUGUCUGUUUUGAGAUCUUUUGAGGCUUAUUGUAUAAAAAAGAUAUUACCAUUUUGAAAAAACUUAUAAGUGGAAUGAAAAAGUGAAUUUUUGCUAUGUUAUUUUUCUCUCAAAUAUUAGAACAAUAAUUAUUUGUAGAUUGGUUUCUAAUAUUUAUUAUUGAGGUAAAAAUUCCUGUAAUACUCUACGUAAAUAUUGUUGCCAAAGUUAAAUUAUCUUAGAGUUAUAUAAGCUAUCAUAAAUUAUAAUACGAAAGUAAAACUAAAAUAAACUAAGAAAAGAACUUACUGUAAAAAAUUAAUGUAAUUAGCUUUGAAAACCGGCGGAAUAUUUCACGAAAGAUGUCACUAACGACAAUUCUGUUAUUUGCAUUCUGAUAAGUGUUUUUUUUUCGUCAAAUUCACAGGGUCCACGAACUACGAGAUCGUAUGAACAAACUCAAGGUAUUCGUAUAUAGAUGUAAUUAUAUCGUCAAGAUAAAACUGGUUGACAUCG
Molecule: messenger RNA, 2562 nt
Organism: Dinoponera quadriceps
Lineage: Eukaryota; Metazoa; Arthropoda; Insecta; Hymenoptera; Formicidae
Gene: MICU3
Product: calcium uptake protein 3, mitochondrial
Exons: 12
Coding region: 1-1494 (497 amino acids)
Biological process (GO): mitochondrial calcium ion homeostasis; calcium import into the mitochondrion
Cellular component (GO): uniplex complex
Molecular function (GO): calcium ion binding
Source: RefSeq, a predicted model, not a curated record